Pararge aegeria (speckled wood butterfly) is the source of this 1870-nucleotide messenger RNA. RefSeq names its product protein lin-9 homolog (gene Aly). The transcript has 2 exons. Lineage: Eukaryota; Metazoa; Arthropoda; Insecta; Lepidoptera; Nymphalidae. Gene Ontology annotation, cellular component: nucleoplasm; transcription repressor complex. Gene Ontology annotation, molecular function: DNA binding. The record is from RefSeq and is a predicted model, not a curated record. Gene Ontology annotation, biological process: regulation of transcription by RNA polymerase II; DNA-templated transcription; regulation of cell cycle. The coding region runs from base 92 to 1810 and encodes 572 amino acids.
GUAAAGAUUUAAAGACUAACAUUGUCAUUUGGCAAACUUGGCGCUCUCAAUCUUCAAAUUGAAUCAAAUUUAGCAAAUUUACCACAUCAAUAUGGCGGAUAAAUGGGAAAGUACUCAAAGUGAAGAAAGAAGUGUAACUAGAUUUCAAUAUAGAAUUAAAGAUGAGCCAAUGGACACUGAUUUACCCGAAGAGGACGAAGUUCCGCCAGCAUUCGGCCCUGCAGCCUUGGGUCUCCACAGAGUUGGUACCAAAUUACCGCCAAAACCUGCUCCAAGUGAACCUGUGCAAAAACUCAAUGCUAGAGGAAUGCCCGCUCGGAUUAGGAAGAAAAACAGGUUUAUAUUUGUUGACGAUUUUAUUAAUACAUCACCACCAAGACAAUCGCCAAAACGAACUCCUAAAAUAUUGGCCUUGAAGACUCCUGUUAAACAGUAUAGUGCGAAAAAACAAAAAUCACCAACCAAAACGCCGAGGAGUAAUGAAAGGACUGAAGAUAAGAGUGAAAAUCAAUCGCCAGAUCGUAAGAGUGGUCAGCGCAUUGGUAUGAGGCUAAGAAAUCUAUUAAAGCUGCCGAAAGCUCACAAAUGGGUCUGCUAUGAAUAUUUUUACAGCAACAUUGACAAAGCCUUGUUUGAUGGUGAAAAUGAUUUCAUGAUUUGCCUCAAAGAAUCAUUUCCUCAGUUGACAAAUAAAAAGUUAUCCCAAGUUCAAUGGGCUAAAAUAAGGAGAAUGAUGGGUAAACCUCGACGAUGCUCUCAAGCAUUUUUCACUGAAGAACGGAAGGAGUUAGAAAGGAAAAGGAAAUUAAUAAGAUAUAUACAGCAGAGAAAAACUGCUGAUAUAUGUGUAAAAGAUUUACCAAAUGAAAUUCCAAUGCAGUUAGUUGUAGGAAGUAAAGUCACAGCAAGAUUACGUAAGCCUCAAGAUGGUUUAUUUACAGGCUGUAUUGAUGCUGUUGAUACUUCCAACAAUACAUAUAGGAUAACAUUUGAACGACCAAAACUUGGAACUCAUUCAGUUCCAGAUUAUGAAGUAUUGUCCAAUGAACCACCAGAUACAAUAUGUCUCUCUAGUAUUGUACAAAAAUUUAGGCCACGCUAUUUAAUGCAGGAAAUUUAUAAUCUUCACCAACCGUGUUUGUCAAAUAAGAAUAGUAGCCAAGGAGACCCUAUGAUUGGAUGCAGUGAUUUAUCAAAACAUCUUGACUCAAAUGUUGGUAGUUUUCCAUUCCCUCUUUUGGAGUUAAUAGUGAAGUUGACUAAGAUAUUACAAGCUAAGAAAAGUAAAAUAAGUAGAUUGAAAGAAUAUAAUGGUGAGGCAGAAAAAAGAAAAUCAUUUGGGCAAAAAAUGCCUGAAGAUUUCGAAAGGAAGUAUGCUGCUGUUGUUAUUGAUCUUGAAAGAAUGAAUAUGGACUUGCAGGAAUACAUCAAUGAAAUACAAUUAUAUUGCCAGCAAAUAGCUCCAGGUCCAAGUUUAGCAGCUAUGUUAGCACCUUCACAUCUCAGAGAGAAAUGUCGCGAUGAAGCAACUCUACUUGUAGAAAAAAAUAAUAAUGAAUCAGUCACAGAUGCUAAUAUUAUAAAUCUUAUAACAGAUCUCACUGCCUUAAUGUUACAAGUCAGGAGUCUUUCAGACUCUGAUCAGAAUGCCUAUGAAUUAAGUGUUUUGCAAGGUACUAUGGAACAAAUUAAAAUGAAAUUAGAGCCUCCUUAUCAAAGACUGUUCCAAAAUAAUGUGGAGCUUCACAUGCAACGAAUUCAAAUGGGCUUAGGUCAAUUCAAUUCUAAUAGUUGUGUGGCUGGCACAUAACUAAUAUAAUAUAUAAUGUGUAUAUAUAUAUUUAAUUAUUAUUUGUUACUGCUUAUUAAA